This is a messenger RNA of Lathyrus sativus (Indian pea), 660 nucleotides long. The record is from the annotation of a GenBank genome assembly. NCBI's taxonomy places the organism in Eukaryota, Viridiplantae, Streptophyta, Magnoliopsida, Fabales, Fabaceae.
AUGGCAAAUGAGGUGAUCCUGUUAAAUUUCUGGCCAAGUCAUUAUGGCAUGAGGGUCCUAAUUGCACUUGAGGAAAAGGGUAUCAAGUAUGAGAACAAAGAAGAGGAUUUUAGCAACAAGAGUCUUUUACUUUUGCAAAUGAACCCAAUUCACAAGAAAAUACCAGUUCUAGUUCAUAAUGAAAAAUCCAUUUGUGAAUCACUAAAUAUAGUUGAAUAUAUUGAUGAGGUUUGGAAUGAUCAUUCUCCUUUGUUUCCUUCUGAUCCUUACCAAAGAAGUCAAGCUAAAUUUUGGGCUAACUACGUUGACACUAAGGUAUAUGAGAUUGGAUCUAGGUAUGCAAAAAGUGUAGGAGAAGAGAAAGAAGCUGCAAAGAAAGAGUUGCUUGAGAGUUUUGAAGUGUUGGAAGAACAGCUGGGAGACAAACCUUAUUUUGGUGGAGACAAGUUUGGUUUUGUGGAUGUGGCACUUGUUCCAUUCUUUUGCAUGUUAUAUACUUACACUUUUGCUGGCAAAUUCAUUGAUGAUGAAAGAUUCCCCAAUUUGACUUCUUGGGCCAAAAGGUGUGCUAAAAAAGAGAGUGUAUCUAAGUCAAUUCCUCAAGAGAGUAAGAUGAAACAGUUUUUAGAAGAGAGAAGUCUCUUAAAUCGUGGAGAUUAG